Molecule: messenger RNA, 1330 nt
Organism: Hordeum vulgare subsp. vulgare (domesticated barley)
Lineage: Eukaryota; Viridiplantae; Streptophyta; Magnoliopsida; Poales; Poaceae
Product: annexin D5-like
Exons: 2
Coding region: 16-1137 (373 amino acids)
Cellular component (GO): cytoplasm
Molecular function (GO): calcium ion binding; calcium-dependent phospholipid binding
Source: RefSeq, a predicted model, not a curated record
CAUCAUCAUCAUCAUAUGCGCACGGCGGCGUCGCCAUCCAUCGGUGAUCCCCCGACGGGAAAGCCCGGCUUCUCCCGCUUUAAAACCCUCAACCCGAUCGUCCCCGUACGCACUCAGCACCUGCACUGCACCACGAGCGGCAGCCACAGGCACAGGCAGCCCACGCACGUACGCCUCCUCCGAUCAAUGGCGAGCCUGAGCGUGCCGCCGGUGCUCACGUCCCCGCGCCACGACGCCAUCGCCCUCCACAGGGCCUUCAAAGGUUUUGGUUGCGACAGCACGACGGUGAUCAACAUCCUGGCGCACCGGGACGCGACGCAGCGGGCGCUCAUCAUGCAGGAGUACAGGGCCAUCUACCACCAGGACCUGUACCACCGCCUCUCCACGGAGCUGAGCGGGAACCACAAGAAGGCGAUGCUGCUGUGGGUGCUGGACCCCGUGGGCCGCGACGCCGCCAUCCUCAACCAGUCCCUCAACGGCGACAUCACCGACCUGCGCGCCGCCACGGAGGUCAUCUGCUCCCGGACGCCCUCGCAGCUGCACAUCAUGAGGCAGGCCUACCGCGCCCGCUUCGGCUGCUACCUCGAGCACGACGUGGCCGAGCGCACCUACGGCGACCACCAGAAGCUCCUGCUGGCGUACCUGGGGGUCCCCCGGUACGAGGGCCCGGAGGUGGACCCGGCGGCGGCGGCGCGCGACGCCAGGGACCUGUACCGGGCCGGCGAGAAGCGGCUGGGCACCGACGAGCGGGCCUUCAUCCGCGUCUUCACCGAGCGCAGCUGGGCGCACCUCGCCGCCGUCGCCGGCGCAUACCGCCACCUCUACGCGCGCUCCCUCGACAAGGCCGUGAAGAGCGAGACGUCGGGGACGUUCGAGCUCGGGCUGCUCACCAUCCUCCGCUGCGCCGAGAGCCCCGCGAGGCACUUCGCCAAGGUGCUGCACAAGGCGAUGAAGGGGCUGGGCACCAGCGACACGGCGCUCAUACGGGUGGUGGUCACCAGGGCCGAGGUCGACAUGCAGUACAUCAAGGCCGAGUACCACAAGAAGUACAAGCGCUCGCUCGCCGACGCCAUACACUCCGAGACGUCGGGGAACUACCGGACCUUCCUCCUCUCCCUCGUCGGCCGCGACCGCUGAGAUGAUCCGACAGACCGAUCCGCCUCACCCCCACCAUGUCCAUGCGUGAUGGAUCGGUUGGGAGCUUGUGUAUAUACAUCUGUUUCUUCAGACUGCAUGAAGCUAUUCCAGCCAGGAGUAAAUGCUAUGGCUAUGGUCACUAUGUGCAUGUUACUACCAGAAAUGAAAAUUGACGACUAUUAUCUCCGUUUUA